Eremomyces bilateralis CBS 781.70 is the source of this 1340-nucleotide messenger RNA. Its product is annotated as polysaccharide deacetylase family protein. Gene Ontology annotation, biological process: carbohydrate metabolic process. Gene Ontology annotation, molecular function: hydrolase activity, acting on carbon-nitrogen (but not peptide) bonds. Lineage: Eukaryota; Fungi; Ascomycota; Dothideomycetes; Eremomycetales; Eremomycetaceae. The record is from RefSeq and is a predicted model, not a curated record. Bases 242 to 1171 code for a protein of 309 amino acids. The transcript is spliced from 3 exons.
CUCAUUAUUCGGGCCGAUGCGAAUCGACCAUCACCUGCUGACCUGCUAGUAGUGCCAUACCAAUGACGAGGUGGAGGGAUCUGCUAUCUCCAGCUGCUGCGGGGCCUCCGUGGAGUGUUCGGCGUCGCAAAUAUAUCUACAGCUCCCCUGAUCUGCCGUUUGGGCCGGUCUGAAUACCGAUUGCUUUAAGUCUUCUUCCUCAGAAUUUAUUGUCUCAGCUGUAUUGAACCAGAAAAUUGCAAUGGGCAAGAAGCGAGUUCUCAUUUCUUACGGUGUCGAUGUUGAUGCGGUGGCGGGAUGGCUGGGCUCGUACGGCGGAGAGGACAGCACAAACGACAUAAGUCGAGGAAUCUUUGCCGGGACGGUGGGCACCGAGCGUCUGCUUAGGAUGUUUGCCAAGUAUAACAUUCUGACUACGUGGUUCAUACCUGGGCACAGUUUGGAGACUUUUCCGGAGGAGAUGGCUGCGGUUCGAGACGCCGGCCAUGAGAUUGGACUCCAUGGAUAUAGCCAUGAGAACCCCCAGGACAUGACCAUCGAACAGCAGAGAACAGUGCUGGAUAAGACAUAUCGAAUGCUGACGGAGUUUGCCGGAAAGCCUCCCCGAGGAAGCGUAGCGCCGUGGUGGGAAACAAGCAAAGAGGGAGCGGAGCUACUACUCUCAUAUGGCAUCGAGUACGAUCAUAGCUUGAGCCAUCAUGACUGCCAGGCAUAUUAUCUUCGCACUGGAGACACUUGGACUAAGAUUGACUAUUCCAAGAAGGCCGAGGAAUGGAUGAAGCCGCUGGUUAAAGGGCAGGAGACUGGCCUAGUCGAGAUUCCUGGGAACUGGUACAUCGAUGAUCUGCCCCCAAUGAUGUUCAUCAAAGCCUCGCCCAACAGCCACGGCUUCGUCAAUGCUCGAGACGUCGAAGAUAUUUGGCGAGAUCACUUUGACUAUUUCUACCGCGAGUACGAUGAAUUCAUCUUCCCAAUAUCGAUUCACCCCGAUGUGUCAGGUCGGCCCCACGUCAUCGCUAUGCAUGAGAGACUCAUUGAGCACUUCAAGAAACACGAGGGUGUCGAGUUUGUCACCAUGGAGCAGAUGUCGGACGAAUUCAAGAAGCGGAAUCCUCCUCCGCCGGGAGCGCUUAUGCCCGCUGCUCCUGGUGCAAUGCUUGCAAAGAAGUAAAGAGAGAGGCGGUUGUAAGUAUGAACUUUAUCACGAGAUCUCGAAAUAGCAUUGCAUAGGCAUAUGCAUAUUGUAAUUUGUACAUCUUGGUGCUGAACCUCUCCCGGACUCAAUCUGCGUCUAGUCACAUUGGUAGCGGUGCUGCAGUAUGGGUGCAACAGGAGUGGAG